Molecule: messenger RNA, 441 nt
Organism: Coprinopsis cinerea okayama7#130
Lineage: Eukaryota; Fungi; Basidiomycota; Agaricomycetes; Agaricales; Psathyrellaceae
Exons: 2
Coding region: 1-441 (146 amino acids)
Source: RefSeq, a predicted model, not a curated record
AUGUCCGCCAUCGAAACUACCCCGACGUACAGAGAAUGCAAAAAACAUUACCAUUGCAUUUCCCCCGGAUGCACCCGCCGCACGCGCAAAGCGGUGAGCUGGGGCAAACGCUCGAUCAAAAGGCACGCGUUGGUACACGAUGGAUCCCGAGGGAUCCCCCUUCGGCGCUGCCCGUAUUGUCCGUAUACCGCCACCACUUUCAUGGGACAUGCUCAUCCAGCGGACACGGCAAUGCAGGUCGAUGGGGACUGUGAUGAUGAGGACUGUGAUGAUGAGGACUGUGAUGCCGACAGUGAGGGCAAUUGUGACUCUGCUGACGAACAGGACGGGAUGGAUUAUACGGAUGACGAGUCCGCUACCCAAGGAAACCUCAGUGAGUCACUUGUCGGAAACCAGCUCUACGACUAUGAUGCACCGGAACAGUAUGGCGACCUCCAGUAA